This is a messenger RNA of Nannospalax galili (Upper Galilee mountains blind mole rat), 4569 nucleotides long. It is a transcript of the gene Spred2, whose product is annotated as sprouty related EVH1 domain containing 2. The transcript is spliced from 7 exons. Gene Ontology annotation, cellular component: membrane. NCBI's taxonomy places the organism in Eukaryota, Metazoa, Chordata, Mammalia, Rodentia, Spalacidae. Gene Ontology annotation, molecular function: protein kinase binding. The record is from RefSeq and is a predicted model, not a curated record. Bases 948 to 2117 code for a protein of 389 amino acids. Gene Ontology annotation, biological process: multicellular organism development; negative regulation of MAPK cascade.
UUAACUCCUCCCCGUCCCCGCCCCCUCCCUCGAUUUUCAACCCGAAGCUUUGGAAGGAGGGAGGGGACAAAACAGGAGCCAGAUGUGCUCUAGUCCCAGGCUCCCGCCCCCACUCUCUUCUUGGACCUCCGAAAACCCGGAGCCCUGGAGACAAGGAUUCGGAGCCAGGCAGACGCAGCACCUACCACGCCGCUCCCCGGGGACGGGCAGCGGGAGGGAGGCGGGGUGAGCAGGGCAUGCUCAGUAGGCGGGACGAAGUGUUGUGUGUGUGUGUUUUUUUUCCUCUCUCUCUCUCUCUUUUUUUCCGGUCGCAAGUAGGAAGCUUUUUGCACUCCACCACCUCUGGCCGCUGGGAAGACGUCAUCGCUUCCGCCCUACUUCCUCCUCCUGUUGGCGGCGCUGAGAAUCCAAUAUGGAGUAAAUCGGUGGAGUGCGGAGAUGGGGCUCGGACGGGGCGCCCUGCACCGCCGCCCAGGCGCAGCUCCUCUGACCGCCGACCGCUCCCCGGAAGCCUGAGCGCCGGGCCCCGAGGGCGCCCCGGGCCCACGCCUGCCCGCGGCAGUGCCUGCCGCCUGGAGCGCCGGUCCCGUGCUCUCCCCGGGGUCCGCUUCCCAAAUCGCGCCCGUGCGCCGGCCGCCGCUCCACGGAGCUCGCGCGACGUCCCUCCCCGACCUCGCCCUGCGCUGAGGCGCCCCCAGUCUCCAGCUCCCCUCCGCACCAAAUCGGGAGAUGUGAGGAAGGGCGAGCGCACAGGAAGAUGAAGGGAGCCAGGCUGCCCGCCGCGGGACAGGCGUCUAGGUGAACAAGAAGAUGACCGAAGAAACACACCCGGACGAGACUUCUCAAACCGCAGAGGGCUCUGAACAUGAAGAAUAACGGAAAAGCCCGAACCUGAAGCUUCUUCCUCAGACCUUGACAGCUAUAUUGUGCGUGUCAAGGCUGUGGUUAUGACCAGAGAUGACUCCAGCGGGGGAUGGUUCCCACAGGAAGGAGGCGGGAUCAGUCGAGUUGGGGUGUGUAAGGUCAUGCACCCCGAAGGCAAUGGACGAAGCGGCUUUCUCAUCCAUGGUGAACGACAGAAAGACAAACUGGUGGUAUUGGAAUGCUAUGUCAGAAAGGACUUGGUCUACACCAAAGCCAAUCCGACGUUUCAUCAUUGGAAGGUUGAUAAUAGGAAGUUUGGACUUACUUUCCAAAGCCCGGCCGAUGCUCGAGCCUUUGACAGGGGAGUAAGGAAAGCAAUCGAAGACCUUAUAGAAGGCUCAACAACCUCAUCUUCCACCAUCCAUAACGAAGCUGAGCUUGGUGAUGAUGAUGUUUUCACAACAGCUACGGACAGUUCUUCUAAUUCCUCUCAGAAGAGGGAACAGCAUACACGGACAAUCUCCUCCCCCAUAUCUUGUGAGCACAGGAGGAUUUAUACCCUUGACCCUUACCCCGUCGACCAUUACCACCCUGACCAGCGGAUGCCGAGGUCCUACCCGCAAGUCAGCUUCCCGGAGGAUGAGGAGGAGAUCGUGCGCAUCAACCCUCGCGAGAAGAUCUGGAUGACGGGCUACGAGGACUACCGGCAUGCACCGGUGCGCGGCAAAUACCUGGACGCGGAGGACGCGGACUCGUACGUGCGCUUCGCCAAGGGCGAGGUGCCCAAGCAUGACUACAACUACCCGUAUGUGGACUCCUCGGAUUUUGAGGACCCCAAAGGCCGCGGGGGCGGCGUGAUCAAGACGCAGCCGCCCAGGGCCAAGUCUCGGCGGCGGCGCGAGGAUGGGGAGCGCUCACGCUGUGUCUACUGCAGGGACAUGUUCAUCCACGAGGAGAACCGCAGGGGCCGCUGCCAGGACGCGCCUGACGCGCUCAGAACUUGCAUCCGCCGCGUGAGCUGCAUGUGGUGCGCGGACAGCAUGCUCUACCACUGCAUGUCGGACCCCGAGGGCGACUACACGGACCCGUGCUCGUGCGACACUAGCGAUGAGAAGUUUUGCCUCCGGUGGAUGGCACUUAUUGCCUUGUCUUUCUUGGCCCCCUGUAUGUGCUGUUACCUGCCCCUGCGGGCCUGCUACCACUGCGGGGUGAUGUGCAGGUGCUGCGGCGGGAAGCACAAAGCCGUUGCCUGACUCGAUCCCCAGCGCCAGGGAGCUCGUGUCCUCCCCGUCCUCUCCCUGCUUCCCUGCACUCCAAAAGGAGGCCGGGCUAACCCUUCCGGCACCCUUCCAGCCCGGGGAGCCGCCUGGCACCGGCCAGCCACAUACCCACACUCGCAGUGUUCCCAGGAAAGGAGCCUUUCUGCAUAGACUCGCGUGUGACCAGCCUGUAAUCAUGCCCUUACUGGUGUGUUGAUUUCCUGUCUCCUCCCCACCUCUUCCAGUUCAAAGGAGUCUGCGGUGGAAACUGCUGGACUUGGUGGCAUUUGGUGUGGGGUUCAGAGUUGAGCUUUCCAAGUGCACCGAAGACCAUCUUUUUCCCUGUUGGGCUUGUCUGUCGCUGGCAAGCACCGGAUUCCUGUGGAGAUGUGGCAGAGUCAGGAACUCUUUACCCAAAGUAGUAUUGUCACCUGCAGCGCCUCAUUGCUCCGGGAGGUGAGCUGGUUAACAAUCUUGUACCCCAGAACAAUAGUGCUUUAACUUUUCUAAAGCCAGAUUUCCCGUGCAAGCUGCAAUUUCUGUCUUUAGCCCAUCAUCGUCCUUCACCCCUCCCCUCCCCUAUCUGUGGAAUUCAUUCACUGAUGCAAAACAUUUACCUUUGAAAUGACUGAGAAUUGAGCCUUAACUUGAUUAACUUGUGAGAAUCAGGAAAAAUUCCUUAAACUGCAUCACAUCUUUUUGGACCAGGGCUAGAAAGGGGAUUUUGGGUUUCUAUGAGCCUGCCCAGUUACCCCUGAAAUAGACCUCUUUAGAAUUGUGUUGCUACUUCUAAAACCUUAGCAAUAUUAGAAUAACACAUAAAUGAAAUAAAUUUUGCGCAUUAUUUUGCAAACCAAAUAGACUUAAACCCAAACCUGUGUUGGAAAAACACGUUUGUGGUGAAUAAAACUGUAGCGGUUACCUGCCCCCUGCAACUAUUUUAUACUAACUAGGGGGAAUUUUAAAUGUCAUCCAUUUAAAGAGUAGUGGUUUGCAUUUUAUUUCUGGGCUUAUGUUUUUGUCUUCAUUUGGGGCUCAAUUCAUUUAUACUUGGGAAAAAACAAGGCCAUAUGUACAAACCCUUCCAAUGCCUCUAAGUGUCUUUCUCCUGCAACCCCACACCCAGACUUCCCACUUUGGGUGCACAGAUGGUUAGGUCACCAACUGAUUCUACCUGUUGCUGAGCCACAUAUGAGGCUUCAGAAUAGCUGGGAAGAGUAUUUUUCUAAUAUAUUGCAAGAAAUAGCCAAAUCUUACUGAAGAAAGAAGUGAAGCGUACUUAGCAUAGUACAAUCAGAACUCUGUGGAGACCACGGGCGGGCUUGCCCCCACUGCCGACUGCUCUUCCCACCAAGAUCUUCCCAGAUAAUUGUCAGCGGGAGGCUUGCCCGGUCCCCCUUCCUUCUCUAUUGCACACAGGACAUCAGUCUUCAAGGAAAAGGACUUUUUUCCAGUCUGCCAAUCAUAUGGGAAAAUGCUAGCCAUGCUUACCUUCGUGGGAAUGUUUCUGCUCGCCUGAGAGCCUGUGUUUCUUUAGACGGAUCGCCAGUGUAGAUAACCAGUGUGCUUAUGAGUUAGUUGGUAUACAUUUGCAUUUUUUGGAAUAACUGGUUGGGGCUAUCUAUUAUGGAAAAGAUGCAGAGAGCUGUCAUCCAUCUAUGAGGAUGGAAGGAAAGAAAAUGCCGGUGGGGAGAAGGCAUAGAAAGCCCUCAGCCAGUGUCCACUGCUGUGGAGAGACCCUCUGCCCCCAGCCUAAGGGAAUGACCUCAGGCCCCUUCUCUAAAUCGCCUCUCUACAAAGCACAACACUAAUGUAUGUUUCUCAGACCUCAGUUCAAACGUCCCUAUUUAUUUCAGUAAGAACACUCAUCCCAGCCCAGUGCUUCUUGUUGUCUUUGUCGUAUCUUCCUCCUCCCUUGCUGAUUUCCACCCCUUUAAGAGUUAUGCUGGCGAAUCAUACUCCAUGCACCAUUGUUGGCUUGUAAAGGCAGCAGUCAAGGGCACAAAGACAGCCAUGGGGACAUGCGUGUAAAUAUGUCUAACUGCCACACUGCAGCAGAACCGUGUGUGGUAUUUUCUCAGUCAGCUUUGCCGUACUGACGCCAAUCAUUUGAGAAAAAUUACUCAGAUUUUAUUUUUAUAUCCGUUGUCACAAAACAUUAACCAAAAGAUUUUUGGUUCAGAAGCAAGCAUCCCUGACCCCCAUCCCAAGCUGUUUGCUCACAUUAACGAAUCAAAGUGCCUGAAGCAUCUUUUGUUCACCUGUAUACUAAAACCCCUGUUGUAUUGAUUUUUUUAUAAUAAGCCUUUUUACCUCUGUAAAAAAAUAUAUAUACAAGUGUAUGAUGUACAUUUUAGUUCUUAACUUUUUUUAUGGUUUCUAAUAUGUAUGCCCAAUGUAGCCAUUGCUUUAAAAUGUACCAUGUAAAUAUAAACACAUCCUAUCA